Messenger RNA from Coccomyxa subellipsoidea C-169, 2394 nucleotides. RefSeq lists its product as hypothetical. The coding region runs from base 1 to 2394 and encodes 797 amino acids. The record is from RefSeq and is a predicted model, not a curated record. NCBI's taxonomy places the organism in Eukaryota, Viridiplantae, Chlorophyta, Trebouxiophyceae, Coccomyxaceae. The transcript is spliced from 11 exons.
AUGCAGGCAGCGCACGGCAGUGACGCAACAGAGCACAGCACAGUCAGCGGUGCAGUCAGCGACGCGGUGACUAAUGGCAUCGCAGCUGGCGCCGCAUUGGUGUCCACCGGGCUGCAUGCCGUGGCAGAGAUCGCCAAAGCAGGCGUGAGGGGGAAGGAAGAGUCGGGUAAUGCAUCUGACGGUGAGGAAAAGGAUCAGGAAGAGAAGGGUCAGGAGCAGGAGCAGGGCAAGCCCGAGGAGCCACGCCUGCAGUUUGGUACCUUUGAUGAAAGCCUGGCAGGCAACAUUCUUGGCGAGGCACCCACAGGGGUGAAGGCAGUAGAGAACGGCCACAGCAGCGGCAGUGUGACGCCUGCCGAGGCUUCCAGCGGACCCUCCAGCCGCGCCGGCUCUGUGACUAACCUCAGCCCCGUCCCUUCGCAGUCGUUUUCCGCCAAGCCAUUCGUGCCCGGCGCUGCUGAGCCGAGGCCGCUCGAGGCUGGCGCUGCAGUGAAGACCGGUUCUGGCACGCUGAACGUGAAUGCACGCGAAUUCACACCCGGCGCUGCUCCGGUGGCCGCAACUCAGAACGGCGCGCCGGCGGCCGGGGCGCAGAACGGCGGUGCGGCGGACGUUAUGUGGAGCGAUGUGGGCAUCACAGAUGAGACCGACUCCUCGCAGGACUGGUCCCAGUGGGGCUAUUCUGACCAGACGGUGUGGAGCGACGAGUACCAGGAGUAUGGCACAUGGACGCUGGGCAACGACGGCCAGUAUAUGUGGUAUUCCUCCCAGGCCUCAAACUGGGAUGCCGCAUACGCGGGCGGCCAAUACUGGAACGGCAACGGUUACUACGCCAACGGCAAUGGCCGCGCAAACGGAGGGUACGCCGCGAACGGUCAGGCGGCGGCGGCCGACGGCAAGACCCAGAACGGGCAGGCGGCGGCCGGCGGCGGCAAGCGGGCGCGCAAGGACAAGCGCAGGGAGGGCAAGCCUCCGAGCCUGAAGGACAUCCACGGGGCGGAGGCGGUGCGCGCUGCCAGCCUGGCGGUUCUGGAGCAGGCGUUCCCUGUCUACUCCGCCGCCAGCCUGGCAGACAUGCUGGCCGCCAGCAAGGACGACCUCGCGCGCGCCCUCGAUGUCAUCGCCCGCCUCGAGGCUGAGCAGGCCAAGCCAGCCAUUGACGGCGCCACCGGCGAGGUGCUGGUCCUGGACGAGGAGAACUUCCCCUCGCUGAGUGCGGCGAGCUCCCCGGCCAAGCCGCUGUCCAAGCGCGCCGCCGCGGCCGCCGCCACCGUGCGCCCGGCCUCGCCCGACACGCCCCUGCACGCCCGCGCCGAGGAGUCCACCCCGGAGGCCUCCCGCUCCGCCUCCCCGGCCCCGGCUGCCGCCGCGCAUGCGUAUGCACAGCCGCCGUCCCCUACCGCCGCCGACGCUGCGGACGCCGUCAACGGCGAGCCGUCUGCAGAGGUUGACGCUGAGGACGAGAAAGCCCCGGAGGACGUGGCGGAGCCGACCGCGGCCGGCGAGGCCGCUGCCGAGCUGGCAGCUUCCGCGGAAGCCGCCGCUGCCAAGCCAGUGGCGGCAGGUGCUGCGCCGGAGGCCGCACCGGCAGCCGAGGCAGCCGAAGCGUCCGACAAGGAUGUGGAGCAGGAUGCAGCCCCGGCGCCGGCCCCGGUGCCGGUGCCGCCGGUGGCGGCCUGGGGCAGCAAGGAGAAGCCGGCGUUCCUGACUGCCAGCAGUGGGGACGCAUCUGGCACUGCCGCGGCCCCUGCCCCGCCUGCAGACGCUCCCAAGAGGGCCGUCCCCAUCACACAGGGCGCGACUGCCCCGCGCAAGACCGGCCGCAAGACCGGCGCGGCCGGCGCCGCCGGAGGGAACGCCACCUGGGUCGCGACUGGCGCGGCGGCCGAUGCCCAGUACAGCGAGGCGCGCAUCGUCGCGCGCGACCACAUGCGGCUGCGGAACCAAUUCUUCCAGCAGGCGACGCAGGCAUACCUGGGCGGAGACAAGGCGCUGGCCAAGGAACUGGGAUCCAAGGGGCGCUGGCACGCUGCGCAGAUGGCCGCCGCCCAUGCCGACGCCUCCGACGCCAUCUUCCAAGCGCGCAACCCCACCCGAGGCAAUGCCUCGGGGCAGGUAGCAGUGAUCGACCUGCACGGUCAGCACGUGGCAGAGGCGCUGAAGCUGCUGCAGCGCGAGCUGGCACGGCUGCGCGGCAGCUUUCCCGGCAGCGGCCAGAACAGGCAGCCUGCCAAGUCAGCCGGCCGCCGCGUCCAGAUCCUCGUCGGCAACAACAGCCAUUCCAAGGCCAAGCACACGCCCAUGAGGCUGCCGAUGGCCGUGGAGGAGUUUUUGAGGAGUGAGGGCUUCGCAUUCAAGAAGCCGCUGGCAGGUGCUCUUGAGAUCACCGCCUGA